UAGCAGUAGGAAGGUAUAAAAGCAGGUGGUACCUAACUGCAGUCAAAAAGCUUCAGAGUCCAGUGAGGACCACAGAGAGAAUACACACUGCACCUCAGUGAGCAUCACCAUGCAGAAACUCAACAACCGGGCAGAGAGCCACCUGAGCAGCCAGGUGGAGUGUGAACUGGAGAACUUGGGGAAAAGGGCAUGGGUGAACCAGGCCUACUGCGGCACUCCUCCACCGGUGCAUCGCUCCAUCAGCACUGUCUAUAACCCUCAACCCCUCUUCCACAGCCAGCUGGACAGCAUGGGCAAAGUCAGUGCACCCAAUCCGUACCCUGCAGAGAACAGCGUGAUGAACCAGUACCACGAGAAGAAAAGCUCUGGAUGCUGCUCCUUCCUUCUAAGAGGUAUUAAAGGGCUGUGGGGAACUACGCUGACAAAAGAUACGACAGAGAAUCGAGAACUGUUUGUAAGAACCACCCUGCGAGAGUUAGUCGUCUACAUUGUUUUUCUUGUGGAUAUGUGUCUGUUGACAUACGGUAUGACCAGCUCCACCACCUACUACUACACUAAAGUUAUGACGGAUCUGUUUGUGAACGCUCCGAGUGACAGUGGGGUCACAUUCCAGUCCAUUGGAACAAUGGAUGAUUUCUGGAGUUAUGCACAAGGUCCACUGCUGGAUGGUCUCUACUGGACCAGCUGGUACAACAACCAGUCUCUUCAGACUGGAACUCACUCCUUCAUCUACUAUGAGAACAUGCUGCUGGGUGUCCCCCGCGUCCGUCAGCUGAAAGUAAAGAACAAGUCGUGUAAGGUGCACAAGGACUUCGAGGAGGAAAUCUCUGACUGUUUUGAUGUGUACAAUGAGAAGAAAGAAGAUGACAGCUCAUUUGGGCUCAUCAAUGGGACAGCGUGGCAAUACCACACUGAAAAAGAACUAAAAGGGUCAAACCACUGGGGCAUGCUGGCCACAUACAGUGGAGGAGGGUACUACCAGGACCUGGCCUUAACCAAAGAGGAAAGUGCUGGUGUUCUUGCAAAUCUCAACAAUAACCUGUGGCUGGACCAUGGAACCAGGGCUGUUUUCAUCGACUUUUCAACAUAUAACGCCAACAUUAAUCUCUUCUGUGUUAUUAGAUUAGUGGUUGAGUUCCCAGCCACUGGUGGAGCGAUCCCUUCCUACCAGAUCCGAACAGUGAAGUUGAUUCGGUACAUUACCACAUGGGACUACUUUAUCAUUGGCUGUGAGAUAGUGUUCUGUGUGUUUAUUCUGUACUACAUUGUGGAGGAGAUACUGGAGCUCCGUAUACACAAACUCUCAUACUUCAAAAGCAUCUGGAACAUUCUGGAUGUGGUGAUCAUAAUGCUUGCUAUUGUUGCAAUUGUCUUCAAUGUAUUUCGGACCAUUAAAGUUGACAAAUUACUUGGGAAUCUACUAAAAGAGCCGAGCAUAUAUGCAGAUUUUGAAUUUCUGGCAUUUUGGCAAACACAGUACAACAACAUGAAUGCUGUCAACUUGUUCUUUGCCUGGAUCAAGAUAUUUAAGUACAUCAGUUUCAAUAAGACGAUGACUCAGCUGUCCUCUACUCUGGCCCGCUGCGCCACUGAUAUCCUGGGCUUUGCCAUCAUGUUCUUCAUUGUGUUUUUUGCUUACGCUCAGCUGGGUUAUCUUCUCUUCGGCACUGAGGUUGAAUCAUUCAGCACUUUUCACAAAUGCAUAUUUACACAGUUUCGCAUCAUCCUUGGAGAUUUUGACUAUGAUGGCAUUGAAAGGGCAAACAGAGUCCUGGGACCCAUUUACUUUUUUACAUAUGUGUUCUUUGUGUUCUUUGUACUACUGAACAUGUUUUUGGCCAUCAUCAAUGACACAUAUUCUGAGGUGAAGGAGGAGCUUGCAUCCCAGAAAGAUGAUCUCCAGAUUACUGACCUAAUUAAACAGAGUUAUUCAAAAACCUUCAUGAAGCUGAAGCUUAAAAAGGAAAAGAUCUCCGAUGUCCAAAAGGUCUUGCGUUCAGGAUCAAAAGAGCUUGAAUUCAAAGACUUCAGAGAAACUCUGAAAGAAAUGGGUCAUGCUGAUCAUGAGAUUUCAGCAGCUUUCUCCAAAUUUGACUACGAUGGGAACCAGAUCUUAGACAAGGAGGAGCAGGAGACUAUGAAACAAGAGCUGGAGGAGAAAAGGGAUGCACUCAGUGUAGAGCUCCAUAAUCUUGGAAUAAACUAUGAAAAAAAUGGAAAAGAAACAGACGAUAAUGAGAAAACAAACUCCGUCUUAGUGACUGCGCAACAGUUCCAGAUGUUGGUUAAACAGGUGGUUGAACUGGAAUGUUCUCUAGCCACCACAAUGGCCAAGAUUGAUGUGGUCAUGGAGAAACUGGGACUUCAGGACGCUGGUAAAACAAACAAAAAAGAUGCCACAGGAAAACAUCUGACUAUCAGGAAUGAGCAGGAGAGGCCUGUCUCUGGAGGGAAUGUUCUGGUAAACCUGGACCGAAGCCUGGGGCCAUCCUGGCCAUCAGCUGCUCGCACUGGGAAUGCAGGCAGUGGUUUAUAUUCAGACAUAGGCUGGCCUGUUGUCACAGAAAACAGCACCUCUUCACGCCACUGAAACAGGCACAAGGACACAUGGCAUCACAGUAAUGCACAAACAAAUUAAGGCUUUAUGAGACAUCAUACAACAAAUAUUGUAGAAAUGUUUAUAAGUAUAUAGUGUGGAACAGUGAUUACUAUUCCUCCUAUUGGACAUUUGCUUUCCUCUAUAGUUAAACUCUAGUCAAUCAAAUUGUUAACUUCAGAUGUUCAUAGGAGCAAUUCAGUCACCUGAUUCGUUACCUUCUCUUUAUGGAUGUGAAAAUGUACAAACAUUUACCUGUCAGUCAUUGCAUGUCUGUUGAAGAAAGUGUGUAUUGCUUGGUGUUGGAAGAUGAUGUAAAUGAAGGUAGUUGAUCAACUGCUGUCCCUUAACUCCACAUUCUGUGGGAGGACAUAGAGUAAGCCUGUAUUGGCAAAAACAUGGUGAUACAAUAGAGUGGUUAUGAUUUAAUAUAGCAUAUUUUUCGCACUAUAAGGUGCACAGGAUUGUAAGGCGCACUAUCAAUGAGCAUCUAGUUUCUGGUAUUUUUUCGUACAAAAGGCGCAUCAGAUUAUGCAAGCUAGUAAGGAACAGGGGUGUCGCAAGCUGAACAGGGGUGUCAAACAAGCGCUGGAUGUUAAUCUACACAAAUUUCUCUUCUGGGUGAGUAAAGCGCUUCGUUUAUUUACAGUAAGCUUAGAUUUCCAGAUUUCCACUAAGGCAGGGAGCAGCAGCAUUAGCAGCUGACCACUAGCAUUAGCCACCCAACAGCACUACACUGAGGAACCCUGAGUGUACUGGUAAGCCAGGUUGAUAUUACCUAGCAGUUGGUCCCACGUAGGUUGUUUUAACAUGGUAAACACAAGCUACAGUCUGAUAAUACUCACAUCUGAACAGCAAAAGGGCUAGUGCUUAGCAAAGUUAGCAGCCAAUGCUUAUACUGCUCCAGCAGUGCUAGCUGGGGUUAGCAACAGGAAAUUUUGGAAAAAUUUAAAGAUUUUAGUGUGCCUUAUAGUGCGAAAAAUACAAUACAUUGUGAUACUGCAAGCAAGGAGAUAUUUUGAGAUUGUUUAAAUCAAAUUUUAGGAGAACAGACCUGUGUUCUGUGCGCCCUAUGGACAAAGUACUAUGUUGAUAAUAAGCAGCCUAGGUUUAAACACUACAAAAAAAACACCAUUUUUACUGGUAAACAUUUUUGUUAAUUCAUAGAGGAUUACAAACCAAAAUGUUCUUACAUGGUAUGGAUAAAGAUCUUGAUUAGCUGAGGUUUGCAGAACAAUGAUGUAUAUAAUUUAAAGUGGACAAGUAGAAUAAUUUCACGAUUGUCUUAGAAAUAGCCUAGGUUAUGUCAAACAUUGUAAUUUCUGGUAAUCGGUGUGACGCUGUUAUUUCUUAGCAAUGGUUUCACCUCAGAUUUCAGACAACAUACAGUAAAUAUCAGGUCAGCUCUCAGCAGACUAAUAUGAAAUGUUCUGGUUCUAUUGUACUUGAUACCUCUAUGUCUAAAAUAUAUAACCAAUACUGGAGGACAAAAGGUUAUAAAAUAAGAACAAAAACAGAAGUGUAUACUCCUGUGCUGUCUUGUUGGCAUGUAUACAGCAGUACUAGGAUUAUUUGCCUUGAUUUGUAUCAAAUAGAUCAUGUUGCAAUCCUUAUUUUUGUCAAGCAUGUGUCUGAUGUUAGUGACUACUCUACAGAUGUAUAAAUUAACUUACAUCAUAUUGAGAGAUGUAGGCAUUACUGAAACAAACUGAAUUCAUCAUCCUAUGCUUAAUGUUAUGAUAUUAAAUUGUGAACUGUGAUGUUAAAAUCGUUUAGUAACAUUGAAUCAAUUUAUGUAUUUUCCCCUUAUUCUUGUAAGGCACA
Astyanax mexicanus (Mexican tetra) is the source of this 4420-nucleotide messenger RNA. RefSeq names its product polycystic kidney disease 2-like 1 (gene pkd2l1). The transcript has 15 exons. Gene Ontology annotation, biological process: potassium ion transmembrane transport; detection of mechanical stimulus. Gene Ontology annotation, molecular function: sodium channel activity; calcium channel activity; calcium-activated potassium channel activity. The record is from RefSeq and is a predicted model, not a curated record. Lineage: Eukaryota; Metazoa; Chordata; Actinopteri; Characiformes; Acestrorhamphidae. Bases 110 to 2590 code for a protein of 826 amino acids. Gene Ontology annotation, cellular component: membrane.